Molecule: messenger RNA, 1995 nt
Organism: Daldinia decipiens
Lineage: Eukaryota; Fungi; Ascomycota; Sordariomycetes; Xylariales; Hypoxylaceae
Exons: 3
Coding region: 718-1656 (312 amino acids)
Source: RefSeq, a predicted model, not a curated record
CAGGAAUUAGUAUCACUUUACAACUUUAUAAAUAUAGUUGCAAAUCUCAGACAUCAUGUCUAUUUUACGUUCAUAGCUAGGUAGGUAGUUAUGGGGGACAAUUAUCAAAUCAUGUCUUACGGUACGGCCCGUCGCUAAGUCUUGAAUACUCUCAUAACAAUCGCAAAAUGCUUUAGAUUUGGCCAAACGCUUCGGAGACUAGGCCUCAGUUCGGAAUCGCGUUUACACCAAUACUGAUACCAAUACUGAUGGCGCAUUUCCUUUCAACCCCUAUCUGGUUGAUAAAAGAGCUUAGGUUCGAUUUCCAUUGACAUUAUUGGGGUUUCCCCUGUCCUUUUUCUAUUCCCCUUUCACGAUAGGGCUGCAGUUAAAGGUAGCUGCAUAUUAUGCGAUGGAUUCCCAUGGGUUGAGCUGAAUCCUUAGCCCCCCGAUGGAACCUCGAGCGUAGUAUCGAAUGGUAUCUAUCCAGCAGUAGCGCCCUGUGAUGGCUCUAGACUGCAUGGGUAGAUUAUAUCCGAUUGUUGGUUCGAUUGAAUUCCCAAUGAGCAGAAAACGGUUAUUUUUAGCUUUCCUACCCAUCUUCUUCAGUCGCACUCGGUGAUUUGCUACAUUUCUUCUUCACGGGCCCGGGUUCUAGCAGUAUACAUCUCAUUCCCACCUCGCGCGCAGCUCGGCGUUUCCUCGUUUGUAAACGCAGUACCACCACACUCACGGGACAUGUCAAACAAUACCGCUGCCGGACCCGACUUAAAUGCAGUCUGUCCUCAUUAUUUUGACGGGAGGGGCACGCCUGUAUGUUGGGACUGUGCUGAAGGAGGCCAUCUUGGUCAGGGUGGAGAGAACUCAAUGAUUCCAGAGAGAACUAAGAAGAGAUUCGUACUCAUGGGUGGUGAGAGUAAGAUUCUUGACAACGAUCCCUUAGCACCAGAAAUACAUCCUCCAGUAGAAGGUAUUGAAGUUGGCUCACCCGAUCCACGAAACGUCCCUUCAGGAAAAGAGGUCUUCUACGGGUCGCCAGUUAUAAGCACCCCAGAUAAUUAUACUAAAGACGAACACAAUGGGUGUAAUACCGAAUCAAAUCAGAAUAUUACUGCCGCCUCUAAACCUCCUACCAUACUUGGACUUCGAAAAAGAGUAUUCUGGUUACUCUUGAUAGGUAUGUUCGUAGUUGCGUUCGUGGGAGCGGCUGUCGGUGCAGCGGUUGGAGUAACUCAAAGGAACCAAGCCACCAAUGCUUCGUCGGCAGCACCGUCACCGGUGGCAGGUGAAAAUCAAUCUACAGGCUCUCCAAGUCCUACAACGACCUCUACGACGACGGCCUCAUCCUCUAGUACAAGUGCGUCACCUACAGCUACUCCAAGCUCAGUACGCAGCUGUCUGGGCAUCGACGGAAGUACAUAUACAGACUCGGGCACUGGAACGAAGUUUAGGAUCGAGUGCGACGUAGCACACCAAGGCCGCGAUAUUGAGAACCUCAAGUCCGAAUCGAUGAAGGACUGUGUUUCGCUGUGUGCUAAGAACACACGUUGCGUGGGGGCUAUCUAUUACGACGUUGGACCGCAAGGGACGGAUCUUAAUUACUGUUGGCUCAAAAGCUCCUUGAAUGAUAGCGAUAUAAGAACUACGACAGAUGCGCAGUCGGUAGUGCGGUUAUAAUGGGGAUAAUAUUAGGUCUUUCGUGUGAGACGAUACCGCAUAUCUCGGCUCCUCGAUACUGCUUUAUAAUGUUGGUUGGUAAUUAAGCCAUAUCCUUGAUCACAUAUCCUAUGCAUAGCGUCAUACCAUUAAUCGAAUUCACGCACGAGGAGUACCUAAGCUUUUCAACCUGCUGUAAUUCCCAACAAGAAUGUGUCAAGAUGUAGAAAUCAUACGUUCAUGACGCGAAUUCCUUCAAGUCGUCGCCUCUCGUUGGAAAAGAGUUAGUAGCGAAUACCGUAUAAGGUAGUAAUAUAAUAUUAGAACAGGUAGAGUGACGAAAAUUGAAGUUUAUGCAUG